GACAUGGAGCGCUAUGGAUACAGCCUACACGAGUGCAGUAGGUAUCUCAACUAAAGACACAAAUAUUUCUCCUGUUUGUAAACAAACAAUUUGAGAGGCUGAGAGGAAAGAAAGGGUGGCCCGGUUGAGGAUGGAGUGUGCAUUUGACGCACAGAAUCUGAUCUCCAUUUCUUUGAGGAAAAUCCAAAGCUCCAGGACGCAGAGAGGAGGCAUCAAGCUCCACAAGAACUUACUGGUAACAUACGUUCUGAGAAACGCCAGGCAGUUUUACAUGAGCAAAAACCUGUCGCAAACGCAGAGGACGCCUCCGUAUGAGGGUGUAACAGCGGUCCGCGAAAGGCAAGAAUACCUUGAAUUGACUGGGAGCUUCACAGAGUUGACUGAUGACUUCUACUGCAACUUUACUGGGGUUGAGUCGGACACUUGGCACUGCGGAGCGCACCAGUCCAACAGCCAGCCUGCGGAGGUGGCGCACCAAGACGCAUCUGCCUGCGCAAUGGUUUCACUAAGUGACUCUGACCUCAUGGAAGCUUGCUGGAGCUGUGCAGACAAAUCUUCUUGGGAGUUACCUAUCCCAAACACACAAGCCAACCAAAAGACUGUCCUGGACUUGGACACUCAUGUGGUGACUACUGUCACAAACGGAUACUUCCACUCAGACUGUUGCGCGCAGCCAAAACAGCCGCAGGGCGCGCAGUGCUACACUAAAAAGCGAAAGAUUGACGCAAGUUAUUACAUUGUUGAUCCAGAGUUUUAUUUGCCAGACUUUGGGCCGGUGCCAUGUAAAAGGAUGAGGACUGAAGAUGACACACAUUCAGACUCGGAGCAGUUGGAUAGCACCAACAUCUCCAACCUGAUCUCGGUCUUGGGUUCAGGUGGACUAUCUGAGUUUGUGAGUUGGCAACAGACGGACCUUGAGCAAAUAUUCGCCUCUCAAACAAUUUGUUUAAAACACACACUAUUAACAGGCAGUGGUUGGACCAGAGCAAUUGAGGCAUUUUGAUUUGUAUGAGUGUAUUUCCUUUGUACCGUUAUAUAUAUUUUUGCUUUCAAAUAAACCAUGACACGACUGCAAUUCUCAUUCUCUUCUCUGUUAUAUUAGAAGAUUAUUGAAACGUGGAUUCAUGGAACAAUCAUAUCAAUUCCUGAUGACUUUGCACAUUGAAUGUUCUCGUGCCAAUUAGUAUAAUUUCUGCACACAAUAUAAAACUAAGUAUAUGUUCUUGUAAUUCGUCUGGGGUUCUUGAGUUUGUCUUUGGUUUGUAUUUCCUGAGGAAAUUAGUUAACGCUGUUUCUCUGGAAAGACGUUGGACGAGCACCAUCAUGUGGCCAGUGAAGAUCUGUACAGAAUCACGCACCAGCUCAACUCAGAAUUAUUCUGUAUUGUAUUAUUUAUAUCAGGGCCUGCUUUGUUAAAUCAAUAAAAA
Melanotaenia boesemani (Boeseman's rainbowfish) is the source of this 1427-nucleotide messenger RNA. RefSeq names its product immediate early response gene 5-like protein. The transcript has a single exon. NCBI's taxonomy places the organism in Eukaryota, Metazoa, Chordata, Actinopteri, Atheriniformes, Melanotaeniidae. Bases 131 to 1003 code for a protein of 290 amino acids. The record is from RefSeq and is a predicted model, not a curated record.